UAGAUUGCUGUUCGCAGGUGUUCAGUGUCACACUUAUUGCAUUAGAUUAUGGAGAGCUGUUGGAAAGGGGAAGAUGACAACUACUCAUACUCUGAGAUUGUACGGCAUUCGGAGUGCGUCGAUGCUAGCUCGCCAACUUAUGAUUUGGGGUCAAUUACUGGCGACUUCGUGAACUCGCUGCCUUCCUUAUGUGAAGAGUUCCCGCAGGAUUACGACAAUGGUACAUUCUACAGUGACUCCACUCAACAAGUGAAUAGAAUGGGUUAUUCUCCAAUGCCACUGGAAAAAGAUCCUUUUCAAAACAUUCUCGAUCAAGUUGAUUUCUCCCUGGACAUACCCCAGCCUAGUACUACGAAUUUCGUUCCUGAUGGGACUCUGGAUGUAGACUUCCCCGGAGGUGCUGAUAGUGCGCCAUUGCAAGUUAAGAUGGCUGAACAUGAUCAAGGCUCCACUCCUCUACCUCUGCACAGUCAGGAUUUAUGCAGCAAUGACAAAACGACAUCCUGUGAGAUGCAUGAGAGUGAAAUCGAAUUCUGCAUUGCUGGUAGAUCGCAGCAGGAUAAAAAUACUCGCACUGAAGGGAACCCCCAAAUGACCAAAGCACCUGCACAGCAAGCGAUAGCCAAACAAAUCAGUUCGACUAAAAGGACGGAGGAUUUGAUUUGCGACCAGACACAGAGUACGAUCGCACGUUUACGCAUCUUUUUCCGUGCCUAUGGGAGAGCAAUUGCGAGUUCCGCAUUGCUCAACCCUGACGAGCUGACGUCGCAAGCUACAGGUUUUCCACUUAACAUCGUGUUGGCCUGUAAUGAUCCAGUACCAAAAAAACCUUGUAUUACGCUUACAAAAAAGAAACGAAAAGAACAAGAGGAUACGGCUAAAGACGGUGCUCCGGUGAGGAAUACGAAAAAGAAAAACUCCAGCGGUUUGGGCAAGAAUGAGAAGCUACUCGCCACAAUCUCAACAAAGUCUGCGAGGCGAAGAGGAAAGAAGGAUACUAUGUGUGACAACACUAGUGCCAAGAGUGCAACAAAGAAGAAUAAAGCUGGUAAUAUGUCGACGAGCACCCACUCAAGUGAUCUUCCGGAUGACCCUAAUCCCUCAGACAUCCCCAAAUCCCGAAAAGACUGCCACUUCGAGGAUGCUCCUAUGAAGAAAUCUUGUGCGGAGGAAGCAAGUGAAGGUCCCUCACCUUUUGGUAUCAAGAAUAUAAAAGGUUACACGAUGGGAAUCCGCUGGUCAGAAAGGAUUGAGCAUAAGGCUAAAGUUUUUUAUGGAAACGUGCAAAGACGUCGGUCGCAAUCAGAUCAGAAUACGCCAGAACCCUGUGCAUAUGAUGAGAAUGCUGCUCAGUGCCGAUCCUCAGGAAGAAAGAGACGUCCGCGUCGAGUGUUUUCACCUCUUCUCACCAAAGAGAAGAAAAAGUAUUUCAUGUUGAUGGAUUUGCUCCGUGAGAGAUUCAGAAUUGCUGUAGAAUCCAAACCCGAAGAAGUGUUGGAUGAAGUGGUCCUGUCUUUCGAAUGAAUUGUAAUGAAAAUCUUUGUCGGUGUAAAAUUAAUAUGUAAAGUCAUGUUAUUUACAUAUUUUUUGUCACAUUAGCAGCGCUGAUGUAUUUUAUGAUGCCGGUAAUAGUAAAUAGAAUUUGUGUGUAAAGUUGUAAGAUUUUUUUUAUAAAGAAUCGUCAUGAGCGCUGCUAAUGUGACAAAUCCGUUGUUUUCCCUUCUUUACUUGUUAUCAACACUACCACCUGAAUUGCCAGAGUUAUUUGUGCUUUGUAUACAAAUAUAUUCUAGGAUCUAAUCUGCAUGAAUCCCUUAUUCAAUCUCAGAAGAUAUUAUGUUGUAUUCCCACGCUCAGUAAUAAGUUCUCACGUUCUAUCUCAUUAGUAGUCUGCAUAGAUCUUCCCUUUAUGCGAAAAGUGGCUACAGACUUUAUUUUUAUUUGGAGUAGCC
This is a messenger RNA of Cylicocyclus nassatus, 1952 nucleotides long. The record is from the annotation of a GenBank genome assembly. Lineage: Eukaryota; Metazoa; Nematoda; Chromadorea; Rhabditida; Strongylidae.